Lymnaea stagnalis (great pond snail) is the source of this 3503-nucleotide messenger RNA. NCBI's taxonomy places the organism in Eukaryota, Metazoa, Mollusca, Gastropoda, Lymnaeidae. The record is from the annotation of a GenBank genome assembly.
CAGAGGACUCCUUGAAUUGAUUUAUAACUUUCCGUGAGAAGAUAACUAUUCUCUUCUAAUAAAUUAUGGAGUAAUUUAUGGGGAUUUAUGGAAAGUUUUUAGGAAAUGUAUAACUAUUUAUUUGAUGAAGUUCGUUUUGUAUGCCGUUUUUUUACUUAAUGAACAUUUCAAUGGGGUUUACCUUGCUGGAUAUUGCUAUGAAACUAAAGCUUUUGUUAAUUUUUCUAACAUUUGCUGUGUAACAAAGAUUUUGCUUAAUCGUCAUUCAAAUUUUCACCUCAUCCUCAAAUACAUUUUGGUAUUUAUUUUAGUGUUUGUACGCUUUUCUGUUUAAGAAAAUUAAUUUAGGUUAAAAAAUAAAAUUUGAUUUCAAUUUUAUUAUUAUUCUGUCAGAAAACCGAGUAAAGGAAUGAAGGGACACAUGAAGGUCACAAAACUUCUGGUUAUGUUCAUUGGAUUCAGCUUUGUUACUGGUAAGUUCAUUUUUUUUUUCUCGCUUGCUUUACGUAUCAAUCGAGAUUUAACAAAUUCAAAUAUUUCAUUGACUUGUAUUUUUUUUUAAAGUUCUCGAAAAAUUGCAAUACAUGCUACAGAGGUGCCCCGGUUGGCACAUUCUGUCUUAAUGUCGAGGAGCGUCAUUUUUGGAAAACUGAAGAGUUAUUUAUUUUAUUUCUAUUGUGCAAGGGGUGGCAAAAAAUAUUUUCCCGCCCCGGGUGGCCCUAACCCUAGCUACGCCACUGACGCUCUAUCUUUGCCUGGCCUGAAUCUCUCGCGUGGUCCCUAGGUGCAGCUUCCCAUCCUCCCGUCCAACCACACUGUUUUCCCCAACGGUCUUAUUAUCACUUGAUGUCACCCGGUCACUAAAUGUCCAUGCGUAACCAUCACCUCACUACCUUAUGGACCACAACAGUCUUUCACAACGCAGUGAUUCUCAUAUCGUGACUGUGUGUUUAUUUUGUUUUGCCCAUAAUUUUGUCUUGUGGGUCGUAAACAAACAUUUUUUUUUAAAUAUGCUAAAAAUAAGUGAUUCAUAAGCAAAUAAAAAUUUUUUUCUGAUGACUACACACCAGAAGAUUUUUUCCACCUACAAUUAUCUUUCCCGUCGUGUGAUUAUCAUUACAAAGGAAUUUACUCAGGAUCAAAGGAUUAGUUGGUAAAUUUCUCCUUACUUAAUUUAACAUAAGAAAAAAAAACUAUAUAUUUCUAUUUCAAUUCAUUUACAUUCAUGCGUCUAAGCUAUUAUUGUUAUUGACAGCCCAAGAUCUGAUAAGCAGUUUUGAAGUCAAUGGCCAGACCUCGGUCCUGGCCAAAAUGGGUGACCGCCUGGAGUACUACUGCAUGUCGUAUGGGUCAUCCGUGUCGUGGACACUGACUGGACAAAGAUCCGGUAAGGUGGAAAAACAAAUAUUUUUAGAAGAAAAAAAAAAAAAAAAAAAAAAAUUUUUAAAAAAAAAAAAAAAAAAAAAAAAAAAGAUUUUUUUAUAAAACACUGCCCAGGGGUCAAGACAACUUCUUGGAGUCUUUCUUUUAAAAUAUACGACGUAACACGAACCAAUUUUGUAUUCCGCUUGAAAUAGUUCUUUCAUUAAAAAUUUAAAAAAGAAAAUUGACACCGAUUAAACUUAUGAAUGGAUGAAAAAAAUAUUGUACGAUCUUGUAGUUACAUCAGGUUUUUUUUAUAAAAUUUAUUUUAUUACAGUGCUUUUGUAUAAUCAAACCCUUGCUAGUUAUUGUUGACUGUCAGCCUGUUGUGAAGCCGCAAUCACGGCAUUUUGAAGCGCUAUAUUUCAACUGUCCAGUCAACUAUUCCAAGUCUUGCAGGAAUAAGACAUUUGAGGUGUGUGAUCUUGUUUUGGAGAGCAAGGCNCCCCCCCGGUUUCUCAUUACAGGCAAUACAUUUUUUGACGAUGACACGGUCACCUCGGGGUCACUCACCGUCGGGCACCCCGCCACGUGUUUGGACAAUGACACCUACCAGUGCACCGCGAGGAGCAAUGUCGCCAAGGACGUCAAGUUUGUUGACAUUAAGAUCAUUGGCUGUAAGUUGACAAAUAUGUUUCAGCUUAUUCAGUACAGCUUGCGCGUCUUGGGUUCAGAUAGGAAAGUACCGAGGAAAAACUGUGCCCCCCCGCCCACUCCAGGCUUAAAAAAAUGAUAUAUUAUAUAAGCAUAAUAUGUAGGGUUAUAUAUAUUUAGAAUUAUAAUUUACGAUGUUAGCGCCCCCACCCAUGUUGCGAAUUGCGCCAUUUAUUCAACUUCCAGAAAUGUUUAAUGGGAGACAAGCAAAAGUUUCAGAACAUUAUUCCAGCAAGCAGAAAACUAUAACCCUGGACGGAACCAUAACCCUGAACGGAACCAUAACCCUGGACAGAACCUUAACCCUACUGGAAAAAAUAACCCUGGACGGAACCAUAACCCUAGAGGAAACAAUAACCCUAUAGGGAACCAUAACCCUAGAAGAAACCAUAACCCUAGACGGAACCAUAACCCUAGACGGUGCCAUAACCAUAGAGAGAACCAUAACCCUAGACGCAACCAUAACAUAAUCGCACCUGAUCAUCGUUCCAAAUUGUUAUAGUUUUAAUGUAUGCGUAUACCCUUCCAUACUGAACACGACUUGCAUACUUCAUAGGCGCCUUCCCGCAAAAUUUGUUCAGCCGAAUCAGCCGCGGCUAAGUUCACUCAGCGGAGUUAUGUUAGGGCGCUGAAGAGACUCAUCCGACACUAACAUAUUCUUUGUGUUCACCUCCAGCCAAAUCAAAGCUCUCAAGAGCUGGAAGCAUAUCCAAUAAAUCAAUAAAAUGUACACGUAGCAAUAAUUAUUACACCUUUUUAAAAUCCUUUUCAUAUGGGUUUUUUUUUUGUUUUUUUCAUUUUCAAGGUUGAAGCGGUGAUGGGUAAACGAUCUCAAAAUCGACGUACAGCUAAGUGCUACAUUAUAGAGUGAAAGAUUCAAUUAUUAUAAAGCACGACUUAGUCUUUUCUGAACUGAAACGGACAGAUACUUCUUCAAUGUAACUUCAAAUACUCAACAGAUGAGGUUACUCGAACUUUUGAUCUAAAGAAAUAGCCAUCGAAAAAAAAAUCACAUUUCUGGCUAUAAUGCAACAGAAGACUGGCGUGUGUAUGUGUACAUCAGAAGACUGGCGUGUGUAUGUGUACAUCAGAAGACUGGCGUGUGUAUGUGUACAUCAGAAGACUGGCGUGUGUGUGUGUGUGUGUACAUCAGAAGGCUGGCGUGUGUGUGUGUGUGUGUACAUCAGAAGUCUGGCAUCUGUAUGUGCACAUCGGAAGGCUGGCGUGUGUAUGUGUACAUAAUGUAUAUGUGCGCGCGUGUUGUGAACGCUGCGUACAAAAUUGAUGCAUGCUAGUCGGUCUAAAAAAAUGUGUAUGUCUGUGCUAGAUUUAACGAAGGUGUGCAUGGGAAAUGAUGCGUCUUGAUAUCUGAACUGUUUAGUAUGUGUGUUUUACCAAACAGUAAUCACAGUUUCGCUGCUGGGAAA